AUGCAUUACCAGUUAGUCAAACACGUUCAAUGUAACGGUAUUUUCUAUUCUGUAGAUAUUUUUCCUUUUCAUCGUUCAUGUUACUUUACCACGUGUAUAAAAGCAGAAAAUGUUCAAACAGCAAUUAUUGAAUUUAAUAAUUGGACAAGUCAAGAAAUCAGUUUAUAUGAUGAAGAAGAAUCUGUUGAAGUUGAAUGGACAGUUGGACCCAUACCAAUAGAUGAUGAUAUUGGUAAAGAAAUUAUCAUUCGUUAUGAUACUGAUAUUGCAAGUGAAUCAACAUAUUAUACGGAUGCAAAUGGACAUGAAGUUCUUGAAAGAAAACGAGAUUAUCGGCCAACAUAG
Messenger RNA from Rotaria sp. Silwood2, 345 nucleotides. The record is from the annotation of a GenBank genome assembly. Lineage: Eukaryota; Metazoa; Rotifera; Eurotatoria; Philodinida; Philodinidae.